AUGGCCGCCAUAGACUCAGUCAGCCCAAAACAACUCCCCAGAAUCGACACAACAAUGUCGUCAUUCCAGACAGAAUCAGUCGAAGAUAGACUUCUAUCAGCGACUGCCACCGUGCUAAGUUUGCCGAGGAAUAGCAUAGAAUUAUUCGACUCGUUUUCUGACUUGGGCGGCGACAGACCCACAGCCGUCGCCCUUAGGAAAAGGUGCAUGAGCCUCGGACUUGGACUGAGGACGAGCGACAUUCUACGCUGUCAAACCUUGGCGGAGCUUCAGACCUGCAUCACCCCCUUCGUUCAGACCGCGUCUGUGUCCAAGGAUUCUGAAGGAGAGAGCAGCACCUCUCCCUCCGAUGUCUUCAGCUCAAGUCCCAGACGAAACAGCGCCUGCUCAACUUCCUCGUGCGAUUCCAGCAACAGUUCCGACGCAGCGCCAAUAAAAUCACCACAUUCAGAAAUCGAACGAUUCAUCCAGUCUACGUCCCAGAUCAGGAGCGCAGCCGUAAUUAGACCAAAGGCUGGCUUCUUGGAGGGCAAGCUCGUGGCAUUCCUGACGUUGGCGUCGGGCCGGAUAUCGCAAACCAGCCUGUCCAGUAUCCGACUCAUUCCCCAAUCGCAGAUGCACUUUGCAGGGAGCCAGGUCGCAGCUGUCCGACUGGCUCUCGAAACCUCGGAAGGGUCUCAUUCGGUGCCAAAUUCAUGGAUCGUGCUUGACCAAAUGCCUUCAAACGGGGAGGGCUCCGUCGACCGGAGGCGGCUCCAAACAUGGAUUCAGAACAUCAACGAGGAUAUGUAUCACCAAAUAUCGAGUCUCGAGUCUCACGAGCUCUUCCAGGAGCCCUUGACCGAGAUGGAACGUGUUUUGCAAAAGAAGGUCGCCGAUGUUCUUCGGAUACCACAGCGGCAAGUUGGCCUGAACUUCUCAUUCGGUCAACUCGGCGGCGAUGACAUUUCCGCCAUGAUGCUUGUCGCGGCAUGUCGGACCGAGUCAAUCAUAGUGAGACCCGAGGACGUUCAUCAAUGUCCGACCUUGGGGCAGCUUGCAUCACUCGCAUACCGCAAAACUCAUCGCAACGACACAUGGAACGAGGAGUCUACCGAGGGCUUCAAGCUGUCGCCAGUACAGCAGCUUUACUUCGAUACCGGCAUUGGCGGCCGCAUUGAGCAGCGAAUGGACACUGGUGGUGGCUACCGGUUCAACCAAAGCAUAUUGCUUCGCGUCAAGAACAAUUCGACACUGGAAGAUAUUCACGCCGCCAUCGCCACUGUGGUCGGUCAUCACUCCAUGCUGCGCGCUCGUUUUAGGCCAGGCGUCGACGGUUGGACUCAACGGAUUAUUCCCAAAGUCGACGGGUCAUAUGGAUUUCGCUACCACUCGGUGAGCACGACAGAGGAGGUCAUGGACAUUAUUGCGCAGUCACAGUCAAGUAUCAACAUCGAAUCCGGGCCGGUAUUCUCAGUCGAUCACUUUCGAACUCAUGAUGGCCAGCAGCUUGUCUACCUACUCGCUCACCACCUCGUCGUGGACAUGAUGUCAUGGCGUAUCAUCAUUCAUGAUCUCGACGAGUUAUUGCGAGAGGGAACUUUGUUCUCAGAACGUUCCAUGCCGUUCCAACGAUGGAAUGAGCUUCAAGAAGAAUAUAUCAGCAGCAAUCCGGACCAGCUUGCGAUGCCUUACGAUCUUCCCAGCGGCCAGUACGAUUACUGGGGUCUCGAGGACUCACACAACACCUACGCCGAAAUAUCAGUCGCAAGCUUCACCCUCACUCCGGAACUGACGGCGAUUCUUCACACAGCAUGCAACCAAGUCUUCAAGACUGACAUGUCCGACAUUUACAUGGCGGCGCUCCUCCUCUCAUUCAGCCAGACGUUUCAUGAUCGUAAGGCGCCUGUGGUGUGGAACCAAGAGCAUGGCAGAGAACCUUGGAGUCAGGAUAUCGACAUCACAGAGACCGUCGGUUGGUUCACAUCACUGUGCCCCGUGUCCAUGUCUGUCGACAUGGCCGAUGACUUCCUUCACAUUUUGCGCAAGAUGAAAGAUACAAGGCGCUCGAUCCCCCGCCGUGGUUGGAAUUACUUCGCAUCUCGAUAUUUUGGUCCCGAGGCCGCCACUCGCAGUACUGAAGGUUGGCCUUUCGAGAUGAUGUUCACUUACGCCGGCUCUGUUCAACAGCUUGAGCGGGAAAAGGGCGUUCUUGAGCAACUCACCAUUCCUGGAAGGCUAUGGUCUACCGAUGCCGCCGACAUUGGCUCUAGUGUGUCCAGAAUUGCUCUCUUCGAGGUCUCCGCCAUGGUCGAUCAAGGUUCAGCUUCCGUCCAAAUUGUCUACAACAAGAACUCCAAGCACCAGGACAAGAUUGCUGACUGGAUUCAAAUGUAUGAGCAUCUGCUUUACGAAGCCAUUGGCAGAUUGCGGUACCGUGGCCAAGAACUCACUUUAUCUGAUGUUCCUAUGCUGGACACCACUUACGAGGGCCUUGCGAAACUCAACACCGACCGAUUGGUCGCCCUCGGCCUAUCCAGUGCUCGGGACAUUGAGGACGUCCUCCCCGUCACAGCGCUGCAGCAAGAAAUACUCAUCAGCCAAACCCAAGAUCUGGAGACCUGCCACAACAGUGCCAUCUACGAGCUGUCGUCACCGAAUGGCGUCUUGGCUGACCAGGCUCAAAUUUGUACCAUUUGGCAGCAGAUCGUCGCAAAGUACCCAGCUCUGAGGACUGUCUUCAUCGACAGUAUUUCCGAAGAUGGUCUUUUCGAUCAAGUCAUCCUGCGAAAGUGCUCACCGGAUAUGCUUUUUGUCGACGCCGAAGCAGGAACAGACCCCUUGGCUGUUCUCGAUGCCUUGCCACCGAUGAGUCCGACGCCGUCUAAUCCGCGCCACCGAGUGUCAGUGUGCAAGUCCCACGCGAGCACUUUCCUGAGGCUUGACAUCAGUCAUGCGCUCUGUGAUGCUUUGAGUCUUCAAAACAUUGUUUGGGACUUGAAGAGAAUGUACAACUCUAGCAAGCUGUCGAUGAAGAUGCUUGACCCAUCACACGCGGCUUGCAUACAAUACAUCUCAUCUGCUCGACAAGAUAACAGUCUCAACUUCUGGAUUGGACGUCUUCAAGAGACUCGGCCAUGCUUGUUCCCGCGCCUCAUGACAGUGAACAAUACCGCCAUGCAACACACAAACUUCCACAUUGAAUUGCCGGUAGCUCAGAUCGACGAGUUCUGUCGAUCGCAAGGUAUCAGUCGAUCAACGGUCAUGCGCAUGGCUUGGGGUCUUGUUUUACGCGCCGUCACCGGCUCAAGCCAAGUUUGCUUUGGCUACCGCUCAUCAGGUCGAGAUGCAGGAGACGCUCCCGCGGGCUUGAUUCUUUCAGUCGGCGCUUUCGAGAACACAACGGCAUGUUCAGUUGGCCUCCAAAACCACAAAUCCGUUGCAUCAAUCCUCAAAUCCGUCGAGGAUGACGCUGCCGCUUGCAGACCGCAUCAGAACGUACCAAUGUCGGAGAUCCAGCACGCUUUGGGCCUCAAAGGCGACAAGCUCUUCAACACCUGUCUAUCGUACCAAGAAGAGCCCCACGAGCUCAAGAGCCGAUUCAGCUCCACGCGUCCACCCAUGAGGCUCUCCUGCAUUCAAGCUUUCAACACUCCUGAUUUUGACGUCACAUUUUCCCUGACUCUUGUCAAUGGACAGCUUGUCACCGGCGUUUCUCACAGGCUCAUGACUCCCUCCCAGGCGCAAAACCUCACAAAUACUUUUGGGCGUGCUGUCAUUGCCAUACUUGGAAACCCGGAGGGUGCACUCGGCAGCAUCGACCUUUUCACCGACAGAGACUAUGCCCAGUUGUUGAUCCGGGACUGGGGAUCGGAGAAUGCAAAUGAUCCUACCCCUGGCUGCGUCCACGCCUUGAUUUCACAGCAAGCACGACUCCGCCCAGAUGCUCAGGCUAUCUGCGCCUGGGAUGGCGGGCUCUCGUAUAGACAGGUUGGCCGUCUCGUUUCUCGUCUGGCCAUAUACCUCACCCAAUGGGGCGUUCGUCCCGGCGUUUCCGUACCUGUCAUUCUAGACAAGAACAAAUGGGCCGUCAUCAGUAUUCUGGCCGUGUUGAAGGCCGGUGGCUGCUUCGUGCCCAUUGACGCCGAAGAUCGAGCCAAUGUUGAGACAUUCGUCCGCCAGCUCUCGCCCAAGGUCGUCAUCGCAACGGACAUGCUCUGGAAGAAUUUGGAGGCAAUCGUCGAUGGAGUCGUGGUCGUGGAUGACACUCUUUUCGAGGUUGACUUCUCACUGGAGGCACCCUUGCCCAUGGCCGCGCCAAAUGAUGCCGCCUGCAUUCUUCUUUCGCCAGGCUCGUCCCGUGGCAGAGAAGCAAAGGGAAUCAUCUUUCACCAUGCAGCCCUGUCUUCAGCAUUCGUCACACAGGGUCGCGCCCUCAAUCUCAACAUGGAGAGUCGUGUCAUGCAGCUUUCGUCUUUCAAUGUCGAUACUGCUUUGAUCGAGCUACUAUCGACAUUGGUGCACGGCGGCUGUGUUUGUGUCCCUUCUUCUGUCGAGAGAACUAGCGACAUUGUCGGGGCAGCUCGCAGGAUGGAUGUCAACUGGACCUACAUGACACCCGUCCUGGCACGAAAGAUGACACCCGCUGCGAUCCCCAGUCUGAAGACCGUCUGCUUCAGAACCCGGCGCCUGGACGAAGAUACCUGCGCGCCCUGGGUAGCCAAGACGAAAGUCCUGCUCGCCUACGGUGCCCCCGAUAUUUGCCCCCUCGGUGUUUCCGUCUUGGAGGUCAAGAAAGCUGCCGAUCUUACCCGUGUGGCACCUCCAUUCCUCGGAAAAUUCUGGAUUGUCAACCCUGAAGAUCAUCGUAGGCUGAUGCCUAUCGGCGCAAUCGGCGAGCUCAUCAUCGAGAGUCCCACGCUGGCGCAUCGAUUCAUUCCCGGUCAACCCUUGGCGCACCUACCUCAGGACUCUGACAUAUCGCUCGAGGAUGGCAAGCCUCGAACGCGCUACUUUAAGACAGGCCACCGUGUACGGUACAUGGAAGAUGGCCUGCUCGACUUCGUCUCUAGUGGCCGCGACGAUGUUGAAAUCAAUGGGCAAGUCAUUCCAGUUGCUGAGGUUGAGCAGAAGCUCCGCCGAUGUUUAGGCCAAGGCGUGGAUCUCGCUGUUGAAUCCAUUAUCAGCCGCGACGCGCAACCCUCACUUGCUGCCUUUGUCGAGCUUGGAGAGAAGCUGUUUGAGGGAUCGGAAGAUCUGACAAGGAUCUCUAUCACCACCAAAGAGCGCACGUACAUUGCGAAGAAGCUCAUCGAGUCCUCAUUGGGCACUAGUCUGCCAUCGCACAUGAUGCCAACCAUCUUUGUUCCCGUUAGGCAUCUUCCUGUCACGCCCUCAUUGAAGGUCAAUCGUCGCAAGCUCCAGAAGAUGGUCAGUUGGUUGUCACAGGAACAGCUACAGGCUCUCUCCUCAGUCACAUCGCCCGACGAAGUCCGCGCGGUUGGCAUCAAGCCUCUUCCGCUUACCCAGGUCGAGGAACGUAUGAGAUCUAUCUGGGCGACUGUCCUUGGAGUAGAUGCUUCAGGCAUACGAGGAAAUCAGAGCUUCCCUAUGCUGGGCGGCCAGAGCUUCCUCGCAGGCCAGCUUGUUGUCGCAUGCCGUAAACAGGGACUCAUCAUUGCCCUGCCUGAUAUUUUGCGUGGCGCAACCCUCACAGAGCUUUGUCAAGGUGUAACGCUAAGCGCAGACUAUGCUCUUGAGACUGCAGAACCCGAACAAACCGCCGCCCCGUCCUUGGGGUCCACCGCAGAGAUGCUUUUUGAGGAGCAAUUUAUCAAAGAUGUGAUUGCUCCAAAGCUCAACGUCGAACGAGACGCCAUCAAAGAUGUCGCAGAAGCAUCUGCUACUCAGCUCAAAUUCCUCGAGGCCGGUCUGCUGAAAGGAAGUUCAAGCCUCACUUACUUCACCUUCAGCUUCACCGGCGCAGUCCAGACAAAGAAACUUGAGGCCGUCUGCAUUUGCCUCGCCAAGAUCCACCCCAUUCUGCGGACUGCCUUUGUCUCUCACGAGAGGCGGGUUUACCAGGUCGCCUUUAAGUCUUUUGUCCCAGAGUUCAAGAGGAUCGAGGUUCCAACAUGGAGGGUAUCGGCGAUGACGGAGAAGUUGAUCAAGAGAGACCAAACAGGCUCUUUCAACCUCGAGGUUCCCAUGACAAAGUUCUUCUUCGUCGACGCCGGAAAGCAGUCUAAUCUGGUCCUGCGAUUGUCUGGAGCGCAGUACGACGACGCUUCUAUCUCGCUUUUGCUGCAGCAUCUGAAGAGCAUCUACAAUGCGCCGUCCUGUCCGCCGCGAAGAGCGACCUACUUUGAUUUUGUCCGCUCUACGCAGUUGGCUCAUGCCACUGGUGCACAGGAUCACUGGUCGUCCAUGCUUGAUGGCGCUAAGAUGACCCAAGUCAUUGCCCACAGCAAGCCCCCAGCGAUAAGCACCAACGUCAAGGUAAUGACGCAGAAGGUCUCGGUCAUGUCCUUGGCCAACUUGGGCAUCUCCUUUGACACUGUAGUCAAGUCAGCCUGGGCCAUGGUUCUUGCCAACCUCUCCGGCUCAGGCGACGUCCUCUUUGGUGAGAUUGUCGAGGGAAGACACCUCAGGCUGGCCGACGGAUCCGAUGUUUCGGGUACCCUUGGCCCAGUAUCAAACGCGAUUCCAGUCCGCGUGCGUUUUGCGGAGACUCUGAGCAGCCCUCUUGAGCUUCUCAAAUAUGUUCACGGCCAACGCGUCAUGAGCAUUCCGUUUGAGAACAUGGGCUGGCUCGAGAUCGUCGAAAAGUGCACCAAGCUCCCGUACUGGACGCGCUUCAGCACGGUCGUCGAGCAUCGCCAUCAGGAAGCCGCCAAGGAAGCAGCAGUCUUCAACCUCGGCACCACCAAGUGCAAGUUCAGCGUCCAAGAACCUCUCAGCAGGGACGUUUACGACUUGCACGUUACUUCUACCCAAGAAGAUGCUAGCAGCGGUGAUAUUUCUAUUACCUUCUGCGAGAACCGCAUCCCGAGUUUGUUUGCCAACGAGACACUUAAAGCGCUCUGCUCCGGCAUUGAGCUUCUCACUUCGGUUUCCAUGCUUCACCCGCUUAUCCCCUCCUCGGCCGACUACUGCGCCGUCGCACCGCAGAUUCCCUUGCCUCAUCUGGACAUGGAGACAAAGGCGACCAAUGCCGGCUCUUCCUUGUCUGAAGACCACCGUAAAGCUAUCCAGCUAGGCAUCUCCAAAGUCUGGACAAAGAUUCUGGAUCCCCGGUCACUCGGCGUUCCAGAAUCACAACUCCCCAACGCGGCGUUUUACGAUCUCUGGGGCAGCAUGAUGCCCGCAUCUCAACUCGCCGAGUGCCUUACGCAGGAGCUGCCCAAACUGGGUCUACCUGGGACUCACAACCUGUCAAUCUCCAUGGAGGAGAUCAUGGCGCACCCGACAAUGGCGGAGCAGUUCGAGCUCGUAGCGCGCAAGAUGCGCGACGCAAAGAGAAGGACCAUUGCCGAGGUCCUCUCACCCAAGUCGCACCCCGCGUGGAGCCGCGGGUUGAAGCGACUGAGCACAACAGUGAUCCGCGACAAGGCCUCUCACCAAAGCGUGCUGAGCAGCACCAGCGCCAGCUCAUCUAGUUCCGUGGACGCCUAUCGCAACCCGAGCGCGCAGCAGCCACCCAUGGACUCCAUCACCGAGGGCGCCAUCAGCGGCGUAGGCAGUGUUCGCGCGAGGAGGCCGGCGUCGCCCGUCGAGCUGGAGGGCCCACGGAGGCCGAAAUUGAGUCUGGCGGUUCAGCAUGACGGGAGUAGUAUGGAGAGCAUGACGACUGGUAGCAGUCGUACGGAUGAGGAGGGCGAAGCGAACCGCGAAAGUGCGGAGAAUGAGAAUGAAGACGGCGAUGUGGUUAGUCCGUUGAGUGUUUCGACUGCGCCGACUCCGUUGCUUGGGCGGCCAUAUUUCUUUUUCGCCGCAAUUGUCUCUAGACCACCUCUUCUCCGGUCUCCGUAUCAUAUCGGAAUCCGCAACAAGGGCCCCGGCGCCGGACUGGGAAUUCUCCAAGCCUCUGACCUCGUCGCAACUCUCCGUGAACUCGGUCUCAUGGUAAACGAGACUGAAGUCGAGCCGGCAGAUGAGAGGUCAUGA
Messenger RNA from Colletotrichum orchidophilum, 8145 nucleotides. RefSeq names its product AMP-binding enzyme. The record is from RefSeq and is a predicted model, not a curated record. Gene Ontology annotation, molecular function: catalytic activity. Bases 1 to 8145 code for a protein of 2714 amino acids. The transcript has 3 exons. Lineage: Eukaryota; Fungi; Ascomycota; Sordariomycetes; Glomerellales; Glomerellaceae.